This is a messenger RNA of Drosophila mauritiana, 3056 nucleotides long. RefSeq lists its product as uncharacterized. Lineage: Eukaryota; Metazoa; Arthropoda; Insecta; Diptera; Drosophilidae. The record is from RefSeq and is a predicted model, not a curated record. The transcript has a single exon. Bases 74 to 2992 code for a protein of 972 amino acids.
UCCACCAACCUAUGUUAAACUAGGCUAGUUUUCUAAUUUUUCAGUUUUAACACAACAAAAUUCCCCUUUCGAGAUGAAUAUUUUAAGUGCUCUUAAGAUAAAGAAGCUCAACAUGCAGAAUACAUGCACCUCCUACUACGACUUCUUGACCUGUGAACCCAACGGUCUGGAUUCACUGAGCUCCUCAGCUGUGCCACGCGAUCCUCCAUCCCUGGAGGAUCUAAAGCGACCUCCCAAAAUGGUCAGAAGUGGUGUGCAGUACUUCGAUGUGGAUGACAAGGCGACGGAGUGGUAUCUGGACACCCGACGAUCCACAGCCGAGAGAAAGCCAUGCAAAAGGAGGUUCUGCUUUAGGUUUCAUGUGCCCGUAAGACAUGCCCUUCGUCGAAAGGAUAAGGCGGCGACUUACGCCCUUCCAGGACGCAGGGUGUCCCCCGAGUUCCUGAGCCUUCUGAAGCAGCACCACGCCAAGAUGCGGGGUCUGGACAAGCUGCCGCGAAAGUAUCUGUCCCGCAAGCCCAGCUUCUCCUACUACAAGUACGAUGCGGCGGGAAAGAGCCGACACAUGCGACCUGGCAUCUCCACAGCUGCACCCGUAGAGUUUCCAUGCACCAAAAUUGACUGCCUUCGUCACCGGGAUUGCUCAUGUUCACCGAAAAAGGAAACUCCUCCACAGGCCCCUUUAAGCCAGGAGACUUCCAAUUCUCCUGUAUCCAACAUAAAGGUCAGGAAAAAGCAAUUCUCGCCAUUUGCUAAACAAAAACCAGUAGUUUUAGUGAAAAAAGAUAAAAAGGAGUCUAAGGAUAACAUCAAGUCAAAGGAGAGCCAGCCUUUUUCUAGGUUGCACAGAAUUUAUGCGAGCAAUCCAUCUUUAAAAGCCAAUCAAGAGUCCCCUAAACCAAUUGUAUCGAGAUCUCAACCUAGUUUUAAUUCCAAGGAACAGAUAGAAAGCUGUCCGUGUUCUAUUGAUCAGCUCAUUCGGUUGCCUAAAUCCUGUGCUCCACCCAUUGGUGCUGGUAAAACUGGGAAGUCCAAAAGGACUCGAGAUCCCCGCUGCAUUGAGUACGAGAAUAGUCCUUUCUAUAAAGCCAUCAAGGGCACAAACUAUGGACCCCGCAAUGGAAAUAAGAAACCAGUGACCAGUAGCGAGAAGAAGUGCUGUGAAGACCAUUGUAAGAUUGAAGCAGAUGCCCAGGAAGAUUCUCCCUCAGAGAACACUUUCUAUGCAUCCGUCUCUAAUCAUAGGGAACUUGGUCUGUUAUAUCGCCAUUCACCCGAUUCUUAUGAUCCGAACGAUAUUGAAAUUCCACCAAACCAUCAGAGAAAUAGGCUUGGCUAUAGAGGCUUCAUUCAUCGCUCCGAAAAACAGAAGCUCAUUGAUAGCGGCUGUGCUCCAAUCCCCAAGUGCAAGAGGACCAAGCCACCACCGUAUUGCUACCUCUGGUCCGCCACCGAUCCGGAUAUUCGGAAGGCGGAGAAACGUCGUCUGGCGGAACAUAAUUGGUGCCAGCGGGAAAUGUUUCCAGACAGCAAGCCGUACUCUUACUACUGGUCCACAACGCAUCCGGAUGUAAGGGUCAAGGUGAAGCGGCGAUUGAAGGAGGCUGACAGCAGGCGGAGUUGUGGAGUGAACCAAAGAUGUAUCCAGCCAUCCAUUUGCAGUCGUCGGGAUAAUUCAGAUCAAAGUGAGGAUAUAUGUACCUGCAGCAGUUCCACAUUGAGAAACCAGUUCAUUGAGAAACAUAGCUCAGAUUCUAUCGAUCACCACAAUCACCUAACUUGUUCGCGUGCCAAGAAACUUAAGUCGUUUGGACUAGGACACAGUAGAAAUCGAAAGGGAGCUCCAUAUGACAGUUCACUUGACUGGGAAGAUGAUCUUUCCACAUGCAAAAGUAAUCCAAGAUGGCCAGGACUUAUCUCAAGAAAGUUGACUGCAGAUUCAGAUGGACAUCUCUCGAAGAAACCACGCCUGCUGCCCAGACUACAUGCAUUUGCCAAGCGAUUUCUCUGGUCAGGAACUAAAGCAAUUGAGUUCAAGUCGAAUCAAUCGGGGAAUGGAAGACCUAGGCAUAGCCCCCGGUCUAUAAAUUGCAGGGAGGCUUCUGAUCUGGAGCAUCAAAAAGAUAAGCAACGAGUAAUAUGCAACGAAAUGAAUCCCUUGGACAGGAAAAUCUCGUUCAGGGAUCAGGACAGUAUCCUGGAUAUACGCGGACCAAGAGAUCCUAAGAUAUGGUCUAAAACUAUAAAGAAAAGACGCAACUCAAUACGAAAUACGCACUCCUCAGGCUCAGAAAUCGAUACGUACAGGAGUACCAACUCCUCCUUUGUGCAACCAGCCAGUUCCAGACGGCCACCUAGAGGCAGGAAUUAUCAAAAGUCCCAAGCAAAGAAGUCCCCACUACGUAACAGAAGGUGUUCCUCGGAUAGUUGCAGUAAUUGGAGCUGCCACUCAAGUGAUACACGGCAGCAAGCUCCUUGUCAAGUUCCUCAGCCUUUGGUAUCCCGUGCCCAGCGGGAGUGGGAGGAACAUCGGGAGCGAAAGCGAGCUAAGAGGCAUGUAGAGAAAUGCAGACCAUGCACAGAUUACUUGCUCACCUCACGGCCAACGGAGUCACAAAAUCCGGGCAUACGUCGAGGAGUGGUUACAUAUCGAAACUAUGAGUUUACAACCGAACUAAGUGAUCCCUGUGUGAUUGAACCAAAGGGUAAUCGUUUUCGACUUUGUCCCAUCCACAGGGAUAAGAACUACUCGCGGUCACGAAAUUAUCGACAUUCAGCUCGAUGUUGCGAUGACUCCGAUGCCCCCAGGCACUGUAAAAAUCCACAUGGCUCGAGAAGGAUACGGGGAGGUAUAGAUUUUCAUGAGAUUGAAUAUUCUUUAAGAAGGCAACGCUACACAGCGCAUAACUUUCCAAAAACCUUGCCUUCCAAACUCGAAAGCAACAAGACACAACAAUGGAAGUCACCUAAGCACUUAUUUUGUUUCGACUAGAAAUAUGAGGAUAAUCGGGCUAGCAAGCCGUCUGUCAAGUGGCCAUACCAUGUCUAUACCAAUG